AUGGCAGAGGAGACUAAGGAGACCUUUGAAGAGGCUCUUCCGACAACUGAUUUGAUCGUCGACUGGGACGGAGAUGAUGACCCUGCGAAUCCUAUGAACUGGCCGUCUCGGCGCAAGGCCAUUAAUAUCGCUCUGCUUUCGUGUUUGACUUUUGUCACCCCGCUCGCAUCCUCCAUGUUCGCACCAGGAAUCCCAAAAGUAAUGAAUGAUUUCAACAGCUCCAGCGUCAUUCUGGCGUCAUUUGUGGUCUCUGUGUAUCUGAUCGGAUACGCAUUUGGUCCUCUCGUCUGUGCUCCCAUGUCGGAAAUCUACGGCCGGUGGCCUGUCUACCAGAUCACAAACGUCCUGUUCAUCAUCUUCACCAUCGCUUGUGCGGUGGCACCAUCGCUGGACAGUCUCAUCGGCUUCCGAUUUCUGGCAGGGUCCGCCGGGUCUGCACCCCUGGUGCUGGGUGGAGGAAGUGUGGCAGAUCUGUAUGCGAGAGAACAGAGAGGUUCGAAGAUGGCGAUAUUUGCGAUGGGUCCGUUAAUUGGUCCAGUAGCAGGACCGGUUGCAGGUGCCUUUCUGUCUCAGAACGCCGGUUGGCGUUGGGUUUUCUGGGUCAUUAGCAUGGCAGCUGGGAUGGUAACGGUGUUGUGUUUGCUGUUCAUGAAGGAGUCGUAUGCUCCAGUUCUUCUCGAGAGAAAAGCUGCCAAGCUCCGAAAAUCGACUGGCAAUUUGCAAUACAGGUCGAAGAUGUCGACGGCAGAUUCUCCUCGAACGGCGCUUGCAAAGGCCCUGAUCCGCCCGACCAAGAUGUUCUGCAUGUCCCCGAUUGUCUUUAUAUUUGUCAUCUACGUCUCCAUCAUUUACGGCUACCUCUACCUCCUCUUCACCACAAUUACCGAGGUCUACGAGAGUAUAUACGGCUUCUCAACAGGCCUUGCGGGCCUGUCGUUCCUAGGUAUCGGUGUUGGCAUGUUCAUAGGUUUGGUGUUGUUCGGCGCUACAAGUGACAAGCGCAUACAGAAGAAAAAAGAGAAAGGCGAUGUGUCGCCAGAAGUCAGGCUUGAAGGCUUGAUUCCGGCUGCAAUCUGCAUCCCAAUUGGGCUGUUUUGGUACGGAUGGUCCACGGACAAGCAGAUCCAUUGGAUCAUGCCUAUCAUUGGGACGGGCUGGGUCGGACUUGGGCUAAUGGGCAUUUUCAUGGCCGUCCAAACGUACCUCGUCGACUGCUAUCCGCUCUUUGCUGCGAGUGUCACAGCAGCGAAUACCGUCGUUCGUUCACUUACUGGAGCCCUGCUCCCGCUCGCGGGACGGCCAUUAUACUCCGGCCUUGGACUGGGCUGGGGAAACAGCGUGCUGGGAUUCAUCGCGCUUGCAAUGGUCCCUUUGCCAUUUGUUUUCAUGAGAUACGGUGCCCGGCUGAGAACCCAUCCGCGAUUUCAAGUCAGCUUUUGA
Molecule: messenger RNA, 1440 nt
Organism: Cladophialophora bantiana CBS 173.52
Lineage: Eukaryota; Fungi; Ascomycota; Eurotiomycetes; Chaetothyriales; Herpotrichiellaceae
Exons: 6
Coding region: 1-1440 (479 amino acids)
Biological process (GO): transmembrane transport
Molecular function (GO): transmembrane transporter activity
Source: RefSeq, a predicted model, not a curated record